AUGGAGAAGAGUAAUGGCCAACGAGUGAUUCUGUUUCCACUUCCAUUACAAGGCUGCAUCAACCCAAUGCUUCAACUUGCAACGAUCCUCCACUCAAAAGGUUUCUCCAUCACUGUGAUCCACACAAGCUUCAACGCCCCAAAACCUUCAAACCAUCCUCUCUUCACCUUCUUACAGAUACCAGACGGCUUGUCCGACGCAGAGACAAGAACUCACGAUGUCACACUUCUCCUAACGCGUCUCAACCGAAGCUGUGUGUCUCCCUUUCGUGAGUGUUUGACUAAACUGUAUCAAUCUGCAAAGGAAGAGAAAGAGAGGAUUAGCUGUUUGAUCCAUGAUGCUCAAUGGAUCUUCACACAACCUCUCACUCAGAGUUUGGAUCUCCAGAGAUUGGUCCUCAGUACCUAUAACGUCUCCUUCUUUCAUGGCCAUUUCGUUCUUCCUCAGCUCCGCAGAGAAAGAUUACUUUUACUGCAAGAACAAGAUGAUCUAGUACAAGAGUUUCCACCGCUUAGAAAGAAAGAUCUUUCACAGAUUCUCGAGGAAGAAACCGAGCUUUUAGACUCAUACUCAGAUAAAAUCUUGGAAACAACAAAGACGUCUUCUGGUGUUAUAUUCGUGUCAUCUUGUGAAGAGUUGGAUCAAGACUCACUAACCCUAGCACGUCAAGAUUUCAAAGUCCCUAUCUAUGCGAUAGGACCUUCUCAUAUCAACUUCCCAGCCAUGUCUAGUAGCUUGUUCACACCGGACGAUACUUGCAUUCCAUGGCUAGACAAACAAGAAGACAAAUCCGUAAUCUACGUGAGUUUCGGUAGCCUAGCGAACAUGAGCGUUUCAGAGUUAAUAGAGAUUGCUUGGGGUCUAAGUAACAGCAACCAACCGUUUUUGUUGGUGGUACGUGUUGGUUCGGUGAAAGACGCAGAAUGGAUCGAGACGAUCCCUGAAGAAGUCAUGGAGAGGGUUAAGGCGAAAGGGAAGAUAGUGAAGUGGGCUCCACAACAAGAGGUGCUAAAGCAUAGAGCCGUUGGUGGAUUCUUGACACACAAUGGUUGGAACUCGACCGUUGAGAGUGUUUGUGAAGGUGUGCCUAUGAUUUGUUUGCCUUUUGUGUGGGAUCAGUUGUUGAAUGCAAGAUUCGUUAGUGAUGUGUGGAGGGUUGGGAUUCAUCUAGAGGGGAGGAUUGAGAGGAAUGUGAUUGAAAGAGUGGUGAGGAGAUUGUUGUUGGAGCGUGAAGGAGAAGUGGUCAGAGAGAGGAUGAAACUUCUUAUGGAGAAAGUGAGAAGAUCGGUUAAACAAAACGGUUCGGCUUAUCGAUCUUUAGAACAUUUGGUUGAUCGUAUAUCAUCUUUCUAG
Molecule: messenger RNA, 1353 nt
Organism: Eruca vesicaria subsp. sativa (arugula)
Lineage: Eukaryota; Viridiplantae; Streptophyta; Magnoliopsida; Brassicales; Brassicaceae
Source: the annotation of a GenBank genome assembly